CGUCGAUCAGCAGGCGCCAACCCCCGCACAUCUCCUCCGCCCUCUCUUCCUCCACCAGCUCCCCAUCCAUCCACCCACCCGCCCGCCCUCACCGAGCUCCAGCAACUCCCACCACCCACCAUGGCCGCCGCCGCCGCCACCGCCGCCGCCGUCCGCCUCCCCUUGGCCGCCACGCGACGCGCCGCCGCGCGCCGGCCGGCGCGCCUCGCGGUGCGCGCGGACGCCGCGCGGGCGGCCACGGCGCUGACCCAGGACGACCUCAAGCGGCUCGCGGCGGUGCGCGCGGUGGAGCAGGUGCAGAGCGGCAUGGUCCUGGGGCUCGGGACCGGGUCCACGGCCGCCUUCGCCGUCGCCGAGAUCGGCGCGCUCCUUGCCACCGGCAAGCUCUCCGGCAUCGUCGGUGUGCCCACCUCCAAGCGCACCUUCGAGCAGGCCAUGUCGCUCGGCAUCCCCCUCUCCACCCUCGACGACCACCCCGUCAUCGACCUCGCCAUCGACGGCGCCGACGAGGUCGACCCAGAUCUUAACCUCGUCAAAGGGCGGGGAGGAGCCCUUCUCCGGGAAAAGAUGGUGGAAGCAGCAUCAGGAAAAUUCGUCGUCGUCGUCGACGAGACGAAGCUAGUUACCGGCCUGGGCGGCAGCGGUCUCGCCAUGCCGGUGGAGGUUGUGCAGUUCUGCUGGAAGCACAAUCAAGUAAGGCUGCAGGGCCUGUUCAACGAGGAAGGUUGCGAGGCGAAGCUGAGGCUGAAUGAGGACGGCAAGCCCUACGUUACCGACAACUCGAACUACAUUGUCGAUUUGUACUUCAAGACGCCGAUCAGGGACGCGGUGGGCGCGGGCAUGGAGAUUGCGGCCUUGGAGGGAGUUGUCGAGCAUGGCUUGUUCUUGAACAUGGCAACUUCAGUCAUCAUUGCUGGAUCGGACGGUGUCAGUGUCAAAACAAAGUGAGUUUUUUUUUGGGGGGGGUCAGCUACCUGUUGUUCAUGUGUUGGGUAAAGGUAAGUUUACGAUUUUUCAAUGAACAGGCUAUCUGUGUAAAAGAAGGAAAUAAUGUUCUUCUAUAAAUCUCUUUCUUUCUA
Hordeum vulgare subsp. vulgare (domesticated barley) is the source of this 1079-nucleotide messenger RNA. RefSeq names its product probable ribose-5-phosphate isomerase 3, chloroplastic. Gene Ontology annotation, molecular function: ribose-5-phosphate isomerase activity. The transcript has 2 exons. Gene Ontology annotation, biological process: pentose-phosphate shunt, non-oxidative branch. The record is from RefSeq and is a predicted model, not a curated record. The coding region runs from base 121 to 948 and encodes 275 amino acids. NCBI's taxonomy places the organism in Eukaryota, Viridiplantae, Streptophyta, Magnoliopsida, Poales, Poaceae.